Molecule: messenger RNA, 2276 nt
Organism: Ctenocephalides felis (cat flea)
Lineage: Eukaryota; Metazoa; Arthropoda; Insecta; Siphonaptera; Pulicidae
Exons: 14
Coding region: 69-2276 (735 amino acids)
Source: RefSeq, a predicted model, not a curated record
UCGAUAUUUCCAUUUCUAAUGAAAUCAAUUCUCCGGUUUGGUUCAAAUCACCUUUAAGUGUGCAAAAUAUGAUAUGGAACAGCCAAUGUUUUGUGAAUAGUUCAAAUUUAUACGAAAUGCCAAAUAAGAAAUGGAAGUUGAUGUACAUCCAAAACCAACUUCAACAUCCAGAGUUGACCAAAGUUCUUGAAAAUAUAGUAGAAAAUGCUGUUACUGAUGGAUUUGCUAAAAAUAUUACUGGAAAAGUGAGAUUUACAGGAGCAGUUACGUUCGACAACAUCAUAACAACUAAUUACAUAAAUAACGUAAACUUGGAUUAUAUUGCGCAAGACGCUUUAUUCAAACAUUCCUCAGACGUUAAGCACAUUAGCUGUUCCAAAACUUUUAUUAGCCCUACAGUAUUGUCACAAGGUGAAGUAUUGGGUGACUUUGAUGCAUUUAUCAUCAAUGGUGUUAAAAUCGAUGAAUUGAAUGAAAGUCUUGUUUGGAAAAAUGAAGAUGCUGUCAUAACAGGCAGCAAGAUUUUGAAACAAAACGUGUUUGUUGACGAUUUGAUAGUUGAAGGUUUGGUCAAUAGUGUUGCAGUAAAUGAUGUGGUUUUCUUCGAAAAUGAUCGUCCAAUUCCUAAUAUUGUAUUCAAUACUUUGCAUAUAAAAGAUAAUUUGCAAGUACAGGAUAUAAAUGGGCGUAAUUUGGAUGAAUUUUUGUCUAAAAGAGUACGUUUACGAGGCGAUGCCCAAAAUGUAUCAGCACACGUCCAAUUCGCAAAAUUAAAUAUAGCAGGGCCUUCUUUUGUGUCAAAAAUAAACAAUAUAUCUUUGGAUGAAGUCGUUUUUACUGAUGUAGCAACGUCGGACACCAUUACUGGAAUGAAAGUGUUCGAGAAGGGUUUAAAAGUCUAUGGAGAUAUUUCCGCAAAAUUUCUGAACGAUUUUCAUUUGCAAACUACGUAUUCCAAUAGUAUUAGGAAAAAUAAAGAUUAUUAUAUAUCACAUGUGGUAUUUAAUAAUCCAGUACAGCUAUUAAAUGGCUUAUAUGCUCAUGCCUAUGAGAAUCAAACCUGGUUAAACUUCUACGCGAAACCUUUCCUGGACAAUACAUUUGCCCAAGAGAUGGACACGAAAUUAAAUUACACCUUCAACAGCAUUAAACCGUAUUAUCAUUAUUUGUACUUGGAGCCAUCAGAAAUACGGAUACUAGAACCGCCAUCCAAAAAAGUCGAGACUAUCAGGCCAGGAUUUUUACAACUUUCGAAUGAUGUAUCAGGAGAAGUCUGUUAUUUGCCACAAUUUUGUCCUUGCUCUGUACAAUACACAGUAGAUAUACCAAAUCAGCGUUCUAUCUCUAUUUUGCCUGGAAAUGCUACACACAGAGUAUUUUCCUAUCAUGAUGAUGGUAUAGGUAUCAAUAUUUUUACGAAUUCAAUUAGCACGAGUGCAUUUUGCAGUACUGCUAAUGAAGAAUUAACUUACGUUACUUGGAUGGAACCACAACGCGAAACACCUGACAGUACACCUAUAGGUGAUAUUACUAUUGACCAAAAAUAUUACAAUGGAUAUUUGAGUGAUGCAAAAUUCUUCAGAGAUCGUAGUAGUCGUAUAUUUCUCGUACUGGCAAUGUAUUAUGAUAAAUCAUCUGAUUCUCAUGAUAUCGAUUCCUUGUUACUCGAAUUGAACAUGACAACGAGGGAAACACACAUAGUUCAGUAUAUUUCAACAAGAUCUGCAACGACCUUAGAACUUCUGCAGAGUCCUUUUGGGACACAUCUUGUAAUCUGCAACGCUGUGCAAAAUGAGGACAUUCAAGCAUAUUUUGAAAUAAUGAAAUACGACCAAGAAAACUAUCAGUUCAAACCAGUACGUACAGUUUCGACAGAAGGUUGUGGCUUGAUGGCUAGCGCAGUUUUUGGAAAAGAGCAAUUUAUUUUUGUGGGCGACGAGAAUUAUAAAAUUCUUAGAAUUAAUCGUUACAUAGAACAGCUGGAUAUGUUCCAUUAUUUCCAGAGCUUUAUAUAUGAGUCAUAUUUGCGUGGAUUGCAUAUUUUCUACCCUCAAAAUUCCAAAAAAGGUGAAGUAUUAUUAUGUGUGACCACAGAUAAUGGAAACUUUUAUAUUUAUGAUUAUACAUACAUUGAGGGUUGGAAGCAAAUAUCAACAGGAUAUCUAAGAAAUGUCCAUGAUGUUACACACUUCCAAUUAAAUCAUGAAGAAUUUCUGUUCAUGUCAUCCACAUACAAAAAUAUGGUCUUCAGGAUAAUCAGACAAGGAAUACCUUAA